Messenger RNA from Diaporthe amygdali, 1104 nucleotides. RefSeq lists its product as uncharacterized. NCBI's taxonomy places the organism in Eukaryota, Fungi, Ascomycota, Sordariomycetes, Diaporthales, Diaporthaceae. The record is from RefSeq and is a predicted model, not a curated record. The transcript has 2 exons. Bases 1 to 1104 code for a protein of 367 amino acids.
AUGGAUUUGGAUGAUGACAACCUGGAGCGGCUGCUCCGAGUCCUGGACCCCAACCGGCCACCAAAGGCGCCACCAUAUUUCUGGUCUCCACCAGCGGACCCUUACAGGCCCUCGCUGCCCUACAUGCCGGGCUUCAAGGCACAGAUCCAAUCCCAUGUGGCCCCUUCCCCUUUUAGCGAUGGAGAAAUGUACGGCCCUUGGCCGCGGAAGCAGCUGUCCAAUGCCGAGUUGGAGACCGUGACGCAGAGCGCUCUCGUCAUGUCACACCCACCACUAGAGGCAACGACAGCGCUAUCCGACACAGAGAUCCCGUUGGAGACGGCCCAGUUUACUAUUACCUCGCAUAUCAGCGUCGGCUGCGAGGCUGGCGCCCAGGUCGUCGUCUGCACCGUCGCGAAGGAUGGCAAGUCGCCUUUCGAGGCUGUCGCCAAGAUUUUUGACGCGCUCUACUAUCGCUUCAGCCACAGCAUAGCUUCGCGGCCGCGCGAUGUCACGGCUGAGGCGGAUAAGGACUACGCCGCUGAAGCCGCUGCGUACGAACGCCUUACCAGCGUCGGUAGAGCAAGCAAGGUUACUCCGACAUACUACGGGUCAUGGACAUUCAACCUACCUAUUUUGAGCAUGGGUGUACAACAGAUGAGGCCAAUUCAUGACGGCCCAGACUCGUUUCACCUGUCCGAGGACUAUUGUCUUGAAGUACUCGCACACGCCAUGAACGCCUACGUGCGUGUACUGCACUGUGGCGUUGAGCAAAACGAUUUCGCCUCGCGUAAUUUUCUAGUCUGUCCUAAGGAUACUAACAUUAAUGCGGACAUCACUGGUACCAGUAUGCCUCGCGUUACUCUCAUCGACUAUAACACGGCGAUUGUUUACAGCCGUACCCGCUACGGGACGAGUAUGGAGGAGACUUUAGCUUUGCCUGUGAACCCUAUGCAGUGGUUCUGGAAACAAGCUGUGGGUGGAGAUUUUCCCGGCUGGGUGCCACGAGACUGGGAGGGCUCUCGAAAGCCAAUGCAGGAGUGGCUUGUGCAGACAUUUGGCAGUGAGGAACAGCGGGCGUUGUAUGAACCUGUCGCCAAGGAGCUCAAGUUCGAUGAAUGGUAA